Molecule: messenger RNA, 2493 nt
Organism: Lodderomyces pseudojiufengensis
Lineage: Eukaryota; Fungi; Ascomycota; Pichiomycetes; Serinales; Debaryomycetaceae
Product: alpha-mannosyltransferase
Exons: 1
Coding region: 1-2493 (830 amino acids)
Biological process (GO): protein O-linked glycosylation
Cellular component (GO): Golgi apparatus
Molecular function (GO): alpha-1,3-mannosyltransferase activity
Source: RefSeq, a predicted model, not a curated record
AUGUUAUAUUGGUAUAAUAAUCAUUAUUAUAAUGAUCAAGAUCAUUUUGGUUUAAAUGAUUUUUCUCAUGAUCAUUCUAUUUAUAAUUUAUAUGAUGAUCAUUAUAAACCUAUUGAAAAUGAUCAAAAAUUACCACCAAAAGAAACAUUAUCUUCAUCAUCAUCAACUGUUUCUACAAGUGAUAGUACUGGUACUAUAGAUUCAAACGAAACAGGAAUAAGUGAACCAUCAUCUAUCCCAAAUGACCUAGAUCAACAAGAAAAAGAAUAUAGAAUUAAAGAAGAAAAACUUUAUCAAUCAGAAAUUAAAAAAUGGCAACAAGAACAAUAUCAACAAAAUUUAUCAGAUUUUAAAUUUAAUAAUCCAUUUUAUGAAAUGUUAAAAACUAGCCAAAAUUUAACAAAGCAAAAAGAUCAAUAUUCAUCAAUAUAUGAUUCAAUAUUAAAAGAUCAUUCAUUAAUAUCUAUAAUAAAAAAUUUAAAUUUUAAUCAAAGAUGUGAUUUAUUUUUUAAACAUAUUUAUUUAAAAAAUCAAAAUUGGAAUUUUAAUCCUAAUGAAGAUUAUAAUGUUCAUGAAGAUGGUAGAUUAGAUGAAUAUAAAAUUAAAAAUUUUAAAAUUUUAAAAUAUAAAUAUAGUCAAAAGAUAAAUAAAUCUUAUAUGGAUAUUGAUGAUCAUGAAGAAGGAUUUAAAGAGUUUAUGAAAAAUGAUUAUAAACAAUUUAUGCAAAAAGAUGCAGAACAAAGAAUUAUUGAAAGUUUAUCUAUAUUAAGAAUUUAUAAUAAAUGUUAUGUUACAAAUGAUGAUAAAUUACAACAACAAAUCACAAAGGGGUUUAUAAAUAAUCAAAAACAAUUUAUAAAAAAUCAAAUUGAAAAUAAUUUUGAAUUAUUAGAUCCUGAAACCAGAAAUAAUCCAAAUUUAAAUACAAAAGAAAAAUUUAAAUUUACAAAAUUUGAAAAAUUAGUAAGUGAAACUCAUAUAGGUAAUAAAUUUCAACAUAGAAUGUAUCCAUGGUUAUCAUUUGAACACCCAGUAUUUGAAAGAUGGACAGGACAAAUUUUAAAUCAUCCACCAAAUUUUAAAAAAAUAAUGAAAGAUAAAAAUCAACCACCCCCUAUUAACAACUAUAAAUUAAUAAAAGAUAAAAAUCUUGAUUCUAAUUUUUUCAAAGAUUUUAAAAAUCAAUGUAAUGGUAAAGGUAUUGUAUUAUCAGUUGCUGAUAAACAUGUAAAUUAUGUUGUUAAUUUAAUUCAUUUGCUAAGAGCUUUAAAUAAUAAAUUACCUAUACAAAUAGUUUAUUUUAAUGAUUUAAAUGAUGAUACCAAAAAGAAAAUUGUAACAGCAGCAAGAGAAAAUUAUUCUCAUUUACCAAAUUCAUUUGCAAAAGUUUCAAAUUUAUUCCCCAAAGAUUAUUUAGAUAAAAAAAAUAAAGGACUAACAAAGCAAGAAAUUUGGUUUGUUAAUACUGCUAAUGUUAUAAAUGAUAAUUACAAAAAUAAAUUUCAUGGAUUUGCUAAUAAAUUAUUAGCUACUUUAUUUAAUUCAUUUAAUGAAUUUAUGUUAUUAGAUGCAGAUACAGUUAUGAUGCAACCUCCAGAAUUUUUUUUCCAAUUAAAAGGUUAUUUAAAUACUGGAUCAUUUUUUUUUAAAGAUAGAGGUGUUUUACAAAGAAGAUCCAAAGAAGAUAUUGAAUUUUUUAAAAAUUUAUCACCAUCAACUAUCGAUUCAAUAAUAUUUGAUAUACCAAAUAUUACAAACCACACCUUAAAUCAAAAUUUUUUUAAAGGAUUACAUCAUCAAAUGGAAAGUGGAUUAGUCUUGAUAAAUAAACCCAUUCAUUUUAAUUCAAUAUUAAUGAUAAAUCAUUUAAAUUUAAUACAUACAAUAACAAAUAAAGUAUAUGGAGAUAAAGAAUUAUUUUGGUUAGGUUUUGCAAUAAAUGGUGAUGAAAAUUAUCAUUUUAGUAAAUUUAAUGCUGCUUCUAUUGGUUCAUUAACUCCAAUGGGUGAAAGAUUAAAACCGGAUAAAACAAAACAUCAUUCAAAAGAAUUAUGUUCACCUCAUCCGGGACAUAUAAAUGAAGAAGAUGAACAUUCUUUACUUUGGAUGAAUUCUGGUUUUAGAUAUUGUCAUCAAGCUCCCAAAAUUGAUUUUGAAAAAGAAUCCAAAAAGGGAGGAAGAUUAAAAUUUCUUAAAAAUGAACCAUCAGUUUUCAAAGAUUAUUAUUUUAACCCCUUAAAGAUUAGAAAUGCAAUAAUUCCACCACUUGACACAGAAUUAAAAGAUCAUCCAAAUAAUCAAGAUGAACCAAGUAGUGGUUGGAUAAUGGAUGGGAAUUAUUGUUCAAGUUAUUUAUGGUGUGCUUAUUCUUCUAUUGGUGGUAAAACUAAUGAUAAUACUGAUAAUACUAUGGAUGGGAUUUUAAUUGAAUUUAAUUCUGUUGAAAAAGCUUUAUUUGAUUAUUAUGGUGAUAUUUGGAUUGGAAUGGAGUAG